AUGGACCAAGCUUCGAUAGACACUCGACCUCCCAAACCUCGGUCUAGGUCAAAUACUGGGGCUUCAAACAAGAGCAGAAAACGCCCUCUUUCGCGCGCAUCAACCACCAGUGUACAUAGCGGAGCAACUCAGGCCCCCUUGGAGCAGCAACUCGUAGAUCCAGCUGCAGAGUUCCACUGGUACGAUCAAAACGCUCAUGCACACCAACGAAGAUUCGAGUCCUUGAAUCACCAAAUGACUCCCGAGGAAACCAUCAUCCAUUCCGCAUCCCAGCUCCAGAAUCCUCGAGAUUAUGACAUAGAUCCUGCGCUUGGUGGAGUUCCACAUCAUCCUAUGUCUUACGGUCCCGAAAGCCAAUAUAAGAUGGAAAAUGGACGGCAAUCAAUGCCGACAGAAGUGUAUGGUGCGAAUUAUGGCGAAGUGGAUAGCCAGGUCAUGGAACGCAGUGACGAGCAAGAUGAUGUCGAUUCGGUUGCAGGAGCCAGUGCGCCUACGAAGAAAGCAUCAAAGUCGAGUGCCGCAAAUGAAUUGGAGAUGAGACAGCUUUUCCAAGCAAACAAGCAUCGCAGUUUACCUGAGAUAGCUACUGAGCUUCAUGGGAAUGAAAGGGGACCGCAAUCUGAACGCCAGCGACAAGUCUUUGCUAUGCUUUGGUACGUGUGUUCGAAUGGCAAAGGCUCCGUACCUCGCGGUCGAGUAUACGCAAACUAUGUUUCAAGAUGUGCUACCGAACGAGUUACGGUCCUCAAUCCUGCCUCGUUCGGUAAGCUAGUCCGUGUAUUGUUUCCCGGGUUGAAAACGAGAAGACUCGGAGUCCGCGGCGAGUCUAAGUAUCACUACGUGAACUUCAGCCUCAAGGACGAUCAACCAGAAUUGAAUACUGCUCAAAAGCAGCAACCCGUCCCAAGCUUCAAUCAGACAGACAGUUUUGCGACGACAUUCAACAAUAGCAUGAUGUCCCAAGCCCAAUACCCCGUGGACCGGGCAGCAUUUCCAUCUCCUGAGAUCCCUCAGAUGCCAGAACCCAAAGCUCAACGAUUAGAGGGAUUUGUCAGACCGCACAGUCUAUAUCAUCAGCCAGAACUCCACAGCAUUCCCCAGCUUGAGAGUACUACCUCGAAAAUGGCCCAACGCCUUCGGUUCGCACCCCUAAGCGAGCCAGCUUCAGAAUACGAGUCCCUUUCGCUGCCAAACAUUGAGCCUCACGUUCCUACUGGCACAGAUCGAGACUCUGCUACAGCUCUAAGUGCUCUCUACCGCUCUCAUUGCACGUCCUUGGUCGAUGCCUUACGAUUUUGCAAAGAGAAGACCUUCUUUCACCUAUUUACAUCUUUCCAUGGCACACUCACAAUGCCAGUACAAAAACUUUUUGCUAAUCCCAGUAUCGCUCCAUGGAUCGAAGAAUGUGACUUUCUAAUGUACCAGAAAAUGAUGCGAGUCGUCGCCCCGCUCACUCUUCAGGUCGCUCCAAAACCCGUGCUGGACACUUUGAAGAAUAUUUCAGAGAGACUGGUCUCACACAUCCAAAGCUCAUUCCACGGUCACCCGAAUCAUGUCAUCCAGGCCAAAAUUGCACCAGCAACCCUUUUCGCCGGUCUAUUGGACCGGGAAUUGCGAGUCAACUUGACAGCACAUGCUGCUGCCAAUAUGUUAUCCAAUCCGGCAAAUCGUGAUCAGAUGUAUGAGGAUUGGAUCACUCAAGUUCGGACCAGGAAGAUUGCCGAAUGUGUGCCUACACGUGGUAUGGACGAUGUUGUCAAUCUACUCCUCACAGAGCUGCGAGACCUUUUAGACCCGGUUGGUGUGCCAUGGGAGUUAGAAGGACUUACGCCCUAUGGGGAGAUGGCUUUGCGAACAGGUCGUCAACAACAGGCUAGCAUACAUACGGACUCUUCUACUGAGAAUGUCUUGGAUCGCUGGGUCAACUUUCUCUUGUCACUGCCAGGCAAAUUCCCGUACGCUACACAUGCAGAAAUUGUAUGGUGUGUGCAGAGCGUUGGCACUGCCGUGAUGAGAGAUAUCACAAUUGCACAAGGGAAGAGCUUCGGCGCUUGGUGGGUGACUAAGUGUUGGAUUGAUGAGAUGAUCGCUUUCAUGGCCGAGCAAGGCGGAUUCAUGGAGUACAAAACUUCUCAGUCUGUGCGUACCGAGCAUGGUCAACAGAAUGCUCCAAGCAGAGCCACCAGUCAUCAUGAGAGCAGGUACAGCAGCGGUAGUGACGAAUUCCUUCAGGAGAACGGACAUCUCGAUGGAAGCACGGUGGUACCACGACCAAUGGACUUGACAAGCCAAGCUGCUAUCAACGCUGCUGCUGGUCACGAUGACAGUGGUAUCAGUAUGCCGACUCCUGAGGAUGACUUUUCGACUAUGGAGAAGUAUCAAUUUCGUCAAAGCAGCUCACAUCCUGCCGCAAUGACUAAUGAUACAAAUCACGGAUUGUCACUAGCAUCACUGGUGUAA
Messenger RNA from Mollisia scopiformis, 2460 nucleotides. RefSeq lists its product as uncharacterized. Gene Ontology annotation, molecular function: RNA polymerase II cis-regulatory region sequence-specific DNA binding; DNA-binding transcription factor activity, RNA polymerase II-specific. Gene Ontology annotation, biological process: regulation of transcription by RNA polymerase II. Bases 1 to 2460 code for a protein of 819 amino acids. The record is from RefSeq and is a predicted model, not a curated record. Lineage: Eukaryota; Fungi; Ascomycota; Leotiomycetes; Helotiales; Mollisiaceae. The transcript has 4 exons.